CGCGCUGCGCACGCGCGCAUUUCUGCCUCCUGACAACAGGCAGGAGGAGCGCGCGAGCCAACAUGGCCGACGUGGGGAAGAAGUACUGCGUGAACUGUCUGGCGGACGUUACGAACCUGCGGCUCCGCUGCACCGACUGCCCGGACAUCGAGCUGUGUCCGGAGUGCUUCUCCGCCGGGGCGGAAAUCGGGAACCACCGGAGGUGGCACGGCUACCAGCAGGUUGACGGAGGACGCUUUUCUCUGUGGGGUCCCGAAGCUGAGGGAGGAUGGACCAGCAGGGAAGAGCAAUCGCUGCUCGAUGCAAUCGAACAGUACGGCUUUGGAAACUGGGAGGACAUGGCUGCACAUGUUGGUGCAUCUCGAACACCUCAGGAGGUGAUGGAACACUAUGUCACCAUGUACAUCCAUGGAAACUUGGGUAAGGCCUGCAUCCCUGACAGCAUUCCCAACCGGGUGACUGACCAUACAUGCCCAAGCGGGGGUCCACUCUCACCGAGCCUCACCACUCCACUCCCUCCACUGGACAUCAGCCUGGCUGAGCAGCAGCAGCUAGGCUACAUGCCGCUUCGCGAUGAUUACGAGAUUGAAUAUGACCAAGACGCAGAGAAACUCAUUAGCGGGCUGUCGGUGAACUACGAUGACGAAGACGUGGAAAUAGAGUUGAAACGUGCUCAUGUGGACAUGUAUGUCCGGAAACUCCGUGAACGACAGCGACGUAAAAACAUCGCUCGAGACUACAAUCUGGUGCCCGGGUUCUUGGGCCGAGACAAAAAAGACAAGGAGAAGGAGAAACCAGGGUCACUAGGGGUUAUUGGCACUGUUGGUACUGUGGGUGGGGCGGGAACUGGCGGCAGCACAAUUGGUUCAGGUUCCACAACAACAGCAGGUUCAGGUUCUGUUCCAAGUACACCCAAAAGAAAGAUAAGUAAGGAAGAGAAAGAGCAGCGGAUUAAGUUGCGAGGGCUCUGCCAGUUUAUGGUUCACCGGGAGUUUGAAGAGUUUUUCGAGAACAUGCAUAAAGAGCGUGUGCUGAGGGCCAAAGUACGGGAGUUGCAGAGAUACCGCCGCAAUGGAAUAACACGCCUCGAAGAGUCUGCCGAGUACGAAGCGGCACGUCACAAGCGAGAAAAAAGGAAGGAGAACAGGAGCAUGGUCGCCUCAAAACGGGGCAGUGCAGGAGGUGGUGUGCUUGGAUCUGGGCUCGGGCUGGGGGGCGGAGUUGGCAGUGGAGGAGGAGGUGCUGCUGGAGGAUUGGGGGUCGGAAGUGGGAUUAAAGAAGAAGGUAAAGAUGGUGAGUUUGCUGCCAUUGAAAAUCUGAUGGGCUUUGAGCUGCUGUCAGACAGGGAGAAGGUGUUGUGCAACUCCCUCAACCUCAGCCCAGCACGCUACCUCACUGUCAAGACCAUCAUCAUCAAAGACCACCUCCAGAAAAGGCAAGGCAUUCCAGCCAAGAGCAGACUACCUAGCUAUUUGGACAAGGUGCACAAGAAGCGCAUUCUCACCUUCCUCACAGAAAGUGGGUGGAUAUCCCGUGAUGCCUCUUAAGGCUCCAGAGGCAGAUUUAGUCAAGCUGGUUUUCAGCAGUACGAAAUGACUGAAAACGUACAUUCGAACAACCAAGGGUAUUUGGAACAUUUUAUUUUCAUACUGCAAAUAGAACAUAAAUAGGCCUAUAUUUUUUUGACUUUUGCAUUCAAAAUCAACACUGUGGGUUUGUGGUAUUUUGUUCCUUUCUAUAACUUUUGUGUUCAAGUAAGUACACAUUCAAUGCACCUUCUCUAAAAACUUUAAAACCCAAAUUUCCCUUAUAGCACACAUUACAUUUUUUAAAAAUAGCUACAAGAUAUUUCAGUUUUUUCAUCACUGUCAAGUUUUCAGUUGGUUGAAGGACUACAAACACCAAGUUGACAGACUCUUUGAACAGCAUGAAAUGAAAGAAAUUACUUUUAUAAGCUUCUGAGUGACUAUUUGGCAUUAUGGGCUAACUGGGUUGGGCACCUUUGGCUGUCCGUAAGGAAACAAGCAGAGGAAAAACACAAGACUUAAGCAGAGGCUUCUGGAGCAAAAUGAAGAUCUCAACAAGCUAUGUUCUGCUUCAGUAGCCAUCUAGAAAAGGUUUGUGGUACCACCAGCAAUUGUACAAUGUAAGAAGGCUGGACCAUAAAGACUUCACACCACUGAGGAGUUAUCUUCCAGUUAUGCCAAAUAGGUAUUCAGAAGAUUUUAUAGGUAAUUUCAACAAUUUUUGGAGGGUUUUUUUUUUUUUUUUUGGAAUCUUUUGUGCCCUUUAAAAAUAAGCUUGUGAAUGUAAACUUUUGACUCACUGAAAAGCUGACAGACUAAAACAAAACAAUUUAAAUGUUAAAACUACGUUACUGACUUGGAUGUACUGUUUAAAAAUGGAAUAUGUGCAAUAAAGGAACAUAGAGGGUUUUUCUUUUUUUGCCGUAGUGUUUUAAUGUACAGGUAUUUUGGAUCACCUGAUCAACCUUAAUGCUAUAAUCCUUUGUAUAUGGAACUUGGAUGCCCACAUUAGAUUUCAAUGGCAAAUCUGUUUAUUCUAAGUAGUUCAUUAUUUUAUUGACGUAGCCAUUACUUCAUUUCAUCGCCACAUGCCCCACCAUAUUAUGGUGCUAUUAUUUCAUUUAGAUGGAGGUAUAUUGAGUUGCUGAGUGAGAAUUGUGGGUAGUCUGCUGAAGUUCUAAGUACAAGGGAUUAAAGGGUUCGCAGUUCCUUUGUAAUACUUGCAGAAAAUGUGUGCCAACCUAAAGUCUUUAGUUCUUGUAGUAUCAAUAUUUAUCUUUAGUUACAGGUUGAUUAGUAAUAUGAAGAAAUACUUGUAAUCCAAGUGGCAAAGAUGUAUUAAAGACUUGGCUCCGUUUAUAUUUUAGCUAAAUGUUCCAAUGGUAUCACCUGCGGUUACAGGUGCAUCUAUAGCUACGUACGUUUUUAUUUUUACGUUAACAGUUGAUGUUAGCCACACAGUUCUUAGUCUUAUGACUUUAAACUUUCAUUUCUCUGCCCAUUUUUUUUCAUGAUAGUUUGAAGAAACUGGAUCACGACUUCAAAAAUAAGGGGAAAACAAAGCACCUUGUGCCACGCUAGUUUGACGCAGCUUUAAAUGGACCCAAACAAGCUAAAAUCCGAGCACUGACCAAUAAAACACACACUGAUAAACCCGCCUCCUUUCCUGCCACUUUCCCUUUUCUUUUACAGUUCAACAUUUUAAAGCAUUUUCCCAUUUCUGUGCACACCUGGCUGUUUUGACUAGUUUGUGUAUUUGUUAGAUAUGUAAUUAACUACUUAUGUUUUUUUUUUUUUGUUGUUGUUCUCUGCUGCUGUUCUGGCAUCAAGCACAAAAGUUGACGCUGUUACGAGCUACCAAUUAAGGAAUUAAAGUGUUUUGGAAUGUAAUCUGGUCAGAAGAGGCUGGCAUGCAGCCCUGUCCCAUUAUAAAAUGUAAGUUUUUUUUUUUUUUUUAAGUUUUACUUAAUUCAUGAUGACAAAUACAUUAAUACCAUCACUGACAUGUUUCCUUUUUUUUUUUUCUUCUUUUUUUGCAAGCAGAGCUUAAAAGUAGCCAAAGUAUUUAAAAGCAAAUAAAGUUACUGAACUGGCAAGAGCGGAAGACUGAUUAUAAAAGUAAAUAAUGCGCUGUAGAAUAUGACAAUCUCUCAAAUUUUGGCUUUGCAAGUUUUAUAGCAUACGAGUUGUCAAUUUGUUAGUCAAACUUGUCUCACCAUUACUUCAGGAGGUUUUAGAUGUUUUCUGCACACUUACAUGGAUGUAAGUGUGCAGAAAACUUGUGAUUCUUUGGAGCUUUAAAAAUAUAUAUAUUCAAAAUAAGAUGAAACUUUUGCUCUUGUUGAAAUUGUUCUGUUUCGAUCUGGAUUUUUUUUAAUGGUACAUGGUGUGGAUUAGAUAGCAAGGGUCUUAAAACUUAAAUGCAAAACUAAUUUAAGGAAAAAAAACUACCAAAACAUUCCAAGAGAAUGUUAAUUUUUUGUUACGUGCUGAAAUUUAUCUACAUUUUAAUUGGACGUCACAACUUCAUUGAUAAUGACUGACCAUCUUUUUUAAAUAAUGUAGCCUGAUGGUCAGUUCAUCCCAUUAUGUGAGGGGAUGUCCAUCAGUUCAGUUCACUGCCUCUUUAUGCAAGCUGGAAGUCUGUUUAAACGCCAAAGUCCAGAACAAUCUUGAAAAGUUGUAAAAAACUGGCCUACAAACACCAAACAGCGACCACAGAACUGAUUGUAAAGUUUGUUCUCCUCCUCAAAUUGCCUGGAAUGAUGUUUUUUGUCUGAUUGAGGUUCAGUGUUUUUUUUUUCUCAAACAUCAAUAAAUGCCAGUUGAAGCUGUUUGAUGGGGUUUCUUUGUUCAAAAACCACAGUUUGAAUGAUCUUAUUGCAAUUUUUAUUUUGCAUGUGUACACAAAUAGUUCUGAAAUGGUUUGUGGUGAAUUGUCUCAAAAUGAAAAUGUGGCAAUAUAUUUUCUAUGGUUGUGUGGGGUUUUGUUUACUUGUGUACAUAAAAGAGCAUUUGGAGAGACUGUAUAUUACCUACCUGUGAAAUGUACAGUAUUUUCUAUCAGAGACUUUUAUAGCGCUUGUAAUAAUAAUAAUAA
Messenger RNA from Thalassophryne amazonica, 4626 nucleotides. RefSeq names its product transcriptional adaptor 2B (gene tada2b). The record is from RefSeq and is a predicted model, not a curated record. Gene Ontology annotation, cellular component: SAGA-type complex; nucleus. Gene Ontology annotation, molecular function: chromatin binding; zinc ion binding; transcription coactivator activity. The coding region runs from base 63 to 1547 and encodes 494 amino acids. Gene Ontology annotation, biological process: regulation of transcription by RNA polymerase II; chromatin remodeling. The transcript has 2 exons. NCBI's taxonomy places the organism in Eukaryota, Metazoa, Chordata, Actinopteri, Batrachoidiformes, Batrachoididae.